Molecule: messenger RNA, 795 nt
Organism: Trichoderma virens Gv29-8
Lineage: Eukaryota; Fungi; Ascomycota; Sordariomycetes; Hypocreales; Hypocreaceae
Exons: 1
Coding region: 1-795 (264 amino acids)
Source: RefSeq, a predicted model, not a curated record
AUGGCUCCCAUGCAAAACUCUUACCUGUUGACCCCUUUGUGGAAUUUAGACCCAUCUAUGAUUACACUCGGAUGUGUCAUCGCGGAUGUUAGAGACCCUCAAAUAUUCACGUCGAAUAAAGAUCUACCAGCCGAAAUCGACACAGAAAUACACACUGAAGAGGUCAAGAAUUGUUCAGGCAAGAUAACGUACAGCCAUCAACAGGGUAUUAGACGGAUCAUAUCCUUUAUAAAGGGUAUCGCUGGCUCGAGGGAAGCCUACUAUUCGAUGUCGUGGGAAGUUGAAUACUCUUGCGAGUCCAUGGAAACACUAAAGUUCACGCCGUCACCUGAGUUUAUCGCAAAGGUUACAGCCGAUAUAGCUGUCAAGUCUCGUCUCAAAAUCGGGGGCAUAGGUGACUCCAAAGUAUUUGUAGUCACCGGCGUCAAGAUUGCUAAGGGGUUGGCUAUUACUUCAACCAAAGAGACAGCGCAAGACAUAUUCAUCGAAUUCGUCAAUAGUGGGAAUAUAGUAGGACUCAGAGCCCUAAUUGGUCAUACGCAUUAUGAGGAAAAUACACAUACGAAUGAUGCCCCCAUCGUAUUUGCCCUCCAGGUCGAAGAGCUUCAUCUUAACUGGAAGGGUGUGGGAAUCACCAAGGCCUAUAUUGGACAGAGGGCUGAUCAAAUUGGUCAUUUUGUGGCGGUUGCUGAUAGAGACCUGGAUGACGAGAAUGCGGAUGGUUUUGGUCUUGAGUCUUGCAGUGGGUUUGAGGAGGAUGGCAAGAAAUGUCGAUUUAUUAUUCCGCAUGCGUAA